AUGAGUGGUUCUCAAGAUUUCAAGGGCUCUCUAUCUUCUUCGGCCAAGGCCGUGAGGUUUGUUUCGAGCCAAACACCGUUCGAUGGCCCAGUUUCUGCUCUUUUCGACAAUUUUGCACGGUUUGAUGCUACUGCAAACGAUAAGGUCCUGCGCUAUGAGGAUUUCUCCAAGGUUUUGGCUCCUUUAAGUACAAACUUUGGUCCUGUUGACUGUGUUGGCUUGCUGUAUCUGGUUGCAGAUCAGGAUUCGAAGGGUUAUUUGACGCAGAAAGACUGGAUUCGGUUCAAUCGCGAGCUUGUGGAGUCUCAUGCUCUCGAAGGCUCGGAGUUCAGACUUUUAUUCAAGCUUUUCAAGCUCUUCGAGCGUGACCUUGACGCUGGUGACUCAUCUGACACCUUGCACUAUGACAGCUUUGUCUCUGUGCUGGGGAAACUUGGCGGUGACCCUGGAGCGUGGAAAUUCUCCAAGAAGGAGGUUUCUUUUCCUGAGUUUCAGAGCUUUUUGCAAGAACUGCCACGCGCGAAAUUGGAAAAGUCAGCUGAAUUCAAGGAUGGGAAGAUCAAGGUGGAUGCUUUUGUGAAGGACCUUGCUUCUGUCUUUGACAACCGUCUUCCGCAAACUGUCCUUGAUCAAGUUUCAAAAGUGUCAUCGUUGUACUACAAAAACGAUACUUUGACCCAUGAUCAAGCCUUUUCAAUUCUGGACUUGUUGACCAAUCUGCCCAGCUAUAAUUACUCUGUCUACAACCAUCUUCUGGCAGACACGUCGAAGCCCGUGACCCAAGACGAGUUUUUGAAGGCAGCCAAGGCCUCUAAUCCAAAGAUUACUGCUGGUGACGUUUCGCUUUUCUACUUCUGGACUUCUUUUCUUGCCAAUAAGCAGGACCCUACAUCCAUCCGCGCUGACGAUAUGAUAGCUGUUCUUACCGACGACAUGGUUGUACCCAAUCCAUUUUCGUUUUACCCUCUUUUCAACUCGGCAUACUCAUUCUUGCUUGGAUCGCUUGCUGGUGCGUUUGGCGCAACCAUGGUGUAUCCAAUUGAUCUCGUCAAGACUAGAAUGCAAAACCAGGUCAAUUUUUCAAAGUAUUCGUCUUACUGGGACUGUUUUCGCAAAGUAUUCAAGCACGAGGGUGCGCGUGGGUUUUACUCGGGUCUUUUGCCCCAAUUGGUCGGAGUUGCGCCUGAAAAGGCCAUCAAGCUCACUGUGAACGAUCUCGUGAGAUCCAUCGGUGCCAAGAUGUCUCCAGGAGGUGACAUCACCAUGGCAUGGGAGGUUUUGGCAGGUUGCUCAGCUGGUGCUUGUCAAGUUGUCUUCACCAAUCCUCUGGAAAUCACCAAGAUUCGUUUACAAGUCCAAGGAGAGACUCUGAGGCACCAUGCCAUGGACUCUGCCGCUGCCAAAGCCGCUGGGAAGCCGGAAUUGCCUCCUUUGGUCCCCAAGACUGCUUUCAGUAUUGUCAAGGAACUCGGAAUUCGUGGAUUGUACAAGGGAGCUUCUGCAUGUCUGUUGAGAGACGUUCCUUUCUCUGCAAUCUACUUCCCUACAUACGCCAAUAUCAAGAAGCACCUUUUUAAACUGGACCCCAAGGACCCUACAAAGCGUGACCAUCUUGAGUCAUGGCAAUUGCUCAUCAGUGGUGCACUUGCAGGCAUGCCAGCUGCGUAUUUGACCACACCAUGUGAUGUGAUCAAGACAAGACUCCAGGUCGAAACGAGACCCGGCGAGAGGCAGUACAAAGGAAUCAGAGCUUCUGCUGCAAGGAUCGUUCGUGAGGAAGGAUUCCGUGCCUUAUUCAAAGGUGGGCUUGCCAGGAUCUUCCGUUCAUCGCCCCAGUUCGGAUUCACUCUUGCGUCCUACGAACUGCUCCAGACGUGGUUCCCAUUCUCGAAGGUGUACCCGGAUCCAACUGCUCGUCAGUACACAAACCUGACUCCGGUAAAUGAUCGCGAGAAGCUGGUUCAGGGCUCCAUUACAGAGAAUGCCCGGAAGUUUGUGGAUCUUUCCUUGGAUCUGAACCCGGGACUUCGCAACUUUGACUACUACCGAUACCUGGACCUCAAGGAGGGCCGCAAAUGA
Messenger RNA from Kuraishia capsulata CBS 1993, 2079 nucleotides. RefSeq lists its product as uncharacterized. Lineage: Eukaryota; Fungi; Ascomycota; Pichiomycetes; Pichiales; Pichiaceae. The record is from RefSeq and is a predicted model, not a curated record. The transcript has a single exon. Gene Ontology annotation, biological process: aspartate transmembrane transport; L-glutamate transmembrane transport; malate-aspartate shuttle. Gene Ontology annotation, molecular function: L-glutamate transmembrane transporter activity; L-aspartate transmembrane transporter activity. The coding region runs from base 1 to 2079 and encodes 692 amino acids.